Octopus sinensis (East Asian common octopus) is the source of this 2353-nucleotide messenger RNA. RefSeq names its product retinol dehydrogenase 13. The transcript has 7 exons. Lineage: Eukaryota; Metazoa; Mollusca; Cephalopoda; Octopoda; Octopodidae. Gene Ontology annotation, molecular function: oxidoreductase activity. The record is from RefSeq and is a predicted model, not a curated record. The coding region runs from base 49 to 1050 and encodes 333 amino acids.
UCAUUCACAUCUAAAAGGGGGAAAUAACUCUGCUAGAAUCUCAGCAACAUGGCGGGUGGUGGGAUUAGUACUGCGUUUGAUGCUUUCUUCAGUUCUUGGUUCCCAAUUAUAUUUGCCCUUAUUGGCGGUUUUGCAUUCGCUUUCAGGCAAUAUUUACGGGGAACACCUUAUCAGAGCAAAAAACAACUGAAAAAAGAGACUGUACUAGUGACAGGAGCAACUUCAGGAAUGGGUCAAGCUGCUGCUACUGAUUUUGCUUCAAGAGGAGCUCGUGUCAUAAUGGCAUGUCGGGAUAUUGAAGCUGGCCAAAAAAUUGCCCAGGAAAUCCAGAAAAAGACAAAUAAUACUAAUGUGACAGCUCUACAUUGUGAUCUAAGUUCACUUGAUUCUGUUCGGAAGUUUGUUGAAGAAUUUAAAAAACGUGAAUCUCAGCUGCACAUUCUUAUUAAUAAUGCUGGUGUGAUGAUGUGUCCAAAAACCUUGUCUACAGAUAAAUUUGAGAUGCAGUUUGCUGUGAAUUACCUGGGGCCGUUUUUGCUUACACAUCUUUUACUGGAUACCAUGAAAGCAUCAGCACCAGCUCGUAUUGUCAACGUCACAGCACAUGCCCACCAACUGGGAAGCAUAAAUUUUGAUGAUUUAAACCAUGAUGAAGAUUAUAACCCUGGGCAUGCUUAUGCACAGAGCAAGUUGGCAGUUGCUAUGUUUACUAUAACAUUGGCAAAAUACUUGGAAGGUAGUGAAGUGAUCGUUAACUGUAUAAAUCCAGGAAUUGUAAACACCAAUUUACACCGCCAUAUGCCUUUCCGUGCACAUUCUUUUAUCAAUAUGUGUUUUUCACCAUUUGUAUGGUACAUGUUCAAGAAACCCGAAGAUGGAAUCAACACAAUGAUGUUUUGUGCUCUUGAAGAUGCCUUAGGAAAUACAAGUGGAAAAUAUUUUGUAGAAUGUUGUCCAGUUAAUUGGCACGAGACUACACAGGAUGAAGAUGUCCAGAAAAAAUUAUGGGAAGAAAGUUUGAAAUGGACAGAUUUAAAAUUGAAAAGUUGAAUAAUGUUCUUUACUGCUUUUGCCUCUCACUAGAGCAUAGCUAUACACAAACACACACAAACACAUAUACAUAUUAACACAAAAGUUUUUGUUUCCAUCAGUUUUGAAAUGGUACUUGAUUUCUCUCUUUAUUUUUUUACUCUAGAAUGUUUUUAAUUUGAUAUUUUAAUUUUUUUUCAUUUUCAUUUUCAAACUCUUAGUAACUAUUUAAAUGCCUGAAAUAUGUUGUUGAUAAGAUUUACAUAUAAUAUUUCAAAUAAUAUUUCAGACAAAUAACUCUUCUUUAGCUCGUAUAGUUAUACCCCAUUUACAAUAUUUACAUCUGCAUUACAUUGUGGUUUCUUUUUUUUAUUACAAUAUUUACAAUAGAAUAGAUCUGAUCUCUGAUUGUCAUCAAGUUCCAUACUCCAGAUCAUAUAUGUGGUCCUAGAUUGGGUUGGAGCUAGGAAUUUUUAUCACUAAAGUAAGUGAAACACCAUUCUUGUCUCUAAGCUUACUUUUAGUCUAUAAAUAAUGGCUCCUAGAUAAAAUUCAGUCUAGAAUUAUGCAUACACAUCCAUGAAUAAAACACCUGAUGAUGAUGAUUUGAGAUCAAGCUAAUUGUAAAACCAUGUAAAUAUUAAGUAUGCACACUAAAGAUGAAGUUAAUAGCUUGUAAAAUUAUAAUUUUUGUUACUAGCCACAUUAUUUCUGUUAUACUGUUGAUUGAAUCAUUUAUCAAAACUGACAAUUAUCUCCAAAUUCAUUCUAAAGCAUGAUUAUUAUUAUCAUCAUCACCAUCACCAUCAUUAUUAUUAUUAUUGCUCUUGUAGCUUCUGCUGAAUUACUUUCACUUUCCAUCUCUUAAAAAAUAUUUUUGUUGCUUCACUAAAGGAACUUAUAUACACAUGUAUGCACACCUGUGCACACUUUUAUCUACAAAUAUGCAAGCUGACAUACACAUGUGCAUAUAUAUAUAUAUAUAAUAUAUAUAUAUAUAUAUAUACACUGUACAAUCUUCACAAUAGAAUGCCUUUAUUUCAAUUUUUUUUUGUUCUGUGUCAGACCAUGUCUUCUGACAGACAGGCCUCUUGAUCAGGACAGAUUUCUGCAUUAUUUGGAGCAAUUUAUAAUGCAUCAAUAAACUAAGUUUUUUAUUUUCCACUUGGUGCAUAGAUGUAAAGAUUUCUCUUAGCUUGCUGCUGAUGAUUUGUAAGGGUUUUUAUUCUUUGUUGCCCUAAUGAAAUUCCUGACACACACACACACACACACACACACACACACACCAUGAGCAAUAUACAUAUAUGAAGAAUGUGAGAAAGUG